UCCUCUCUACUAGUGUCUGCGGAAGCCUCCGCUCUAUACUUGCCAGCAGCGGCAAAAAUUUAGCAGCAGCGAUUAUGAUGGUACCAUUGACAAGCUCAACCAAAAUUGCAUUACUUUCCACCAAUACCAACGGAUAUCCUCCUCUCAAAUUCCCCUUCCAAAUCGGCAAAAAGAACACUUUCCGGAAAUGCAACAGUUUCGGAUUUCGGUCCCCAAAGAAACAAAGUUGGAGCUGCUCUGCAUCCGAGCAACCCCAACCCCUAAACCCACCUCAACAAAACGAGAAAAGACAACCCAAAUUCAAGAAAAAGCAAACCAAACAUGCUGAUAAAGGGGUCGACCCAGUUGGGUUCCUCACCAAACAUGGCAUUUCACAUAAAGCCUUCGCCUUUUUCCUUCGUGAAAGGUACAAAGCGUUGAAGGACUUGCGGGAUGAGAUUUUUAAUCGUUACCUCAACCUAAAGGAGCUGGCUUCUGGAUAUGAACUACUGGGAAUGCAACGAAAUGCGCAGCAUCGGGUGGAUUUCUUGGAGUGGGCUCCAGGUGCUCGUUAUUGUGCUAUUGUUGGAGAUUUUAAUGGCUGGUCACCCACAGAAAAUUGUGCCAGGGAGGGUCAUUUUGGCCAUGAUGACUAUGGUUACUGGUUUAUUAUUCUUGAAGACAAAUUACGGGAAGGUGAAGAACCAGAUGAAUUCUACUUUCAACAGUACAAUUACGUGGAUGAUUACGAUAAAGGUGACAGUGGUGUUACAGUUGAAGAGAUGUUUAAGAAAGCAAAUGAUGAAUAUUGGGAACCUGGUGAAGACCGCUUCAUUAAGUCACGUUAUGAAGCGGUAGCUAAGCUGUAUGAGCAGAUAUUUGGCCCUAAUGGGCCUCAAACGGAAGAGGAGCUGGAAGAGAUAGCUGAUCCAGAAACUAGGUACAAGGCCUGGAAAGCGCAGCAUAGAGAUGAUCCACCAAGCAACUUACCUUCUACUCAUGUGAUAGAUACUGGAAUGAAAGAGUAUGAUGUUUUCAACAUCAUAGACGAUCCUGUAUGGCUAGAGAAAUUCCGUGCUAAGAGUCCUCCCAUUGCCUACUGGUUGGAGACACGUAAAGGAAGGAAAGCGUGGUUGAAAAAGUAUAUGCCUGGUAUCCCCCAUGGGAGCAAAUAUAGAGUAUAUUUUAAUACUCCAACAGGGCCUCUGGAAAGGGUUCCUGCCUGGGCCACUUAUGUAGUCCCAGAUGCAGAUGGCAAGCAAGCUUUUGCAAUCCACUGGGAACCACCUCCUGAAUCUAAAUAUAAAUGGAAGCACAAGCAUCCACCAAAGCCAAAGACUUUACGCAUAUAUGAAUGUCAUGUUGGAAUCAGUGGACAAGACCCAAAAGUUGCAUCUUUUGAUGUUUUCAUUCAAAAGGUCCUGCCUCACGUAAAAGAAGCUGGUUACAAUGCAAUCCAAUUGAUUGGACUUGUUGAGCACAAAGACUACUUUACGGUUGGGUAUAGAGUGACUAAUUUUUAUGCUGUUAGCAGCCGUUAUGGUACACCAGAGGACUUUAAGCGCUUGGUUGAUGUAGCACAUGGACUUGGGUUACUAGUCUUCUUAGACAUUGUCCACUCAUAUGCAGCAGCUGACGAAAUGGUUGGUUUAUCACUUUUUGACGGAUCAAAUGAUUGCUACUUCCAUUCUGGUAAACGAGGCAAUCACAAAUUCUGGGGUACAAGAAUGUUCAACUAUGCAGAUCAAGAUGUGCUGCACUUUCUUCUUUCAAAUCUGAAUUGGUGGGUGGAGGAGUAUCAAGUUGAUGGUUUCCAUUUUCAUUCCCUUGGAUCAAUGAUGUAUACACACAAUGGAUUUGCUACAUUUACGGGUGACCUGGAGGAGUAUUGCAAUCAAUAUGUUGACAAGGAUGCAUUGUUAUACCUAAUUUUGGCAAAUGAUAUACUACAUGCUCUUCAUCCUAAUAUUAUCACCAUUUCUGAAGAUGCAACACUUUAUCCUGGACUAUGCGAGCUGACUUCCCAGGGUGGAUUAGGAUUUGAUUAUUUUGUCAAUCUUUCUGCACCGGAGAUGUGGUCAUCAUUCCUUGAGAACACCCCUGAUCAUGAAUGGAGCAUGAGUAAGAUUGUGAGCACCUUAGUAGGCAACCAACAAAAUACAGAAAAGAUGCUCUUGUACGCUGAAAACCACAACCAGUCCAUAUCUGGAGGGCAGUCCUUUGCAGAAGUAUUGUUUGGUGAUACAAUUGGCUGCUCUUCUGUUACGGAGGAGUCAUUGCUUAGAGGUUCUUCGCUGCACAAGAUGAUCAGGUUGAUUACAUUUACAAUUGGUGGUUCAGCAUAUCUCAACUUCAUGGGUAAUGAAUUUGGGCACCCAAAGAGAGUUGAAUUCCCUAUGGUGAGCAACAAUUAUUCAUAUGCACUUGCUAAUCGUCAAUGGGACCUCUUGUUGAAGGAAGGAGUGCACAAUCAGUUGUUUACUUUUGAUAAGGAUAUGAUGCACCUGGAUGAAGUUGAAGGAAUUCUUUCAAAAGGUUCAGGAGGUCAUUCCAACAUUCAUCACGUUAAUGAUCCUCCUAUGGUUAUUGCCUAUAUUAGAGGUCCUUUCCUCUUUGUGUUCAAUUUUCAUCCCACAAAUUCAUAUCACAGAUACAGCAUUGGUGUGGAGGAAGCUGGAGAGUAUCAUAUUAUUCUUAAUACAGACGAAAAGAAAUACGGCGGUCAAGGAUCUUUUGAGCAUGACCAGUAUGUUCAAAGAACUAUCAAUAGAAGAGUUGAUGGAUUGCAUACUUGCUUAGAAGUGUUUCUUCCAAGUAGAACUGCUCAGGUCUACAAGUUAACGAGGAUACUAAGAGUAUGAACUCUUUGCUGUAAGAACCCCAAAUAUCUUCAUAUAUUUAGAGCGGAUCAGGAAGCGUAAAUUCAGGAUUCAAGCUUGAUGAUUUCAUUGGCCCAGUCCUAGAACCUUCAAUAAUGUGUCCAUGACCAUGUCAUCCAUUUGUGGUUCGUUGGUUGUUGGUCAUUGUCCAUGGUUCUUGAUCCUAAGGUUCUCCAACUACUCGCCCGCCCUGAAUCAGGACUCCCAUCUGGAAAUUGUUCAUCUUGUCGGGCAGGUUUUGGAUAUAGAACCACUGGCUUUGCCUUUUCGAUUCAAAGAAAUGGGAGAGAGUUUUGGACUCUCGAUGUUCUUGGAUUCAUGGUACUUUGCUUCCCCGUAAUUAUCAUUCAAUAUACAGAUGUAGCUCAAUCUUUUUUUGGAGCCAUCUCUGUAUACGUACUCCAGUGUAGUACAGAUAUACAACGAAAUGAUGGCAUAGAAACGCGUUGAAAGCUCUCUAAUUGGAAGCAACAGCCUUCGACAUCGUAGCAGCAGAUUCUCAAUGUA
Coffea eugenioides is the source of this 3365-nucleotide messenger RNA. Its product is annotated as 1,4-alpha-glucan-branching enzyme 3, chloroplastic/amyloplastic. The record is from RefSeq and is a predicted model, not a curated record. The transcript is spliced from 21 exons. Gene Ontology annotation, molecular function: 1,4-alpha-glucan branching enzyme activity; hydrolase activity, hydrolyzing O-glycosyl compounds; cation binding. Lineage: Eukaryota; Viridiplantae; Streptophyta; Magnoliopsida; Gentianales; Rubiaceae. Bases 75 to 2840 code for a protein of 921 amino acids. Gene Ontology annotation, biological process: glycogen biosynthetic process. Gene Ontology annotation, cellular component: cytoplasm.